Colletotrichum chrysophilum is the source of this 1620-nucleotide messenger RNA. RefSeq lists its product as uncharacterized. NCBI's taxonomy places the organism in Eukaryota, Fungi, Ascomycota, Sordariomycetes, Glomerellales, Glomerellaceae. The record is from RefSeq and is a predicted model, not a curated record. The coding region runs from base 1 to 1620 and encodes 539 amino acids. Gene Ontology annotation, cellular component: membrane. Gene Ontology annotation, biological process: magnesium ion transport. Gene Ontology annotation, molecular function: magnesium ion transmembrane transporter activity. The transcript has 3 exons.
AUGGUACCCUCUGUGGUGAUCGCCGCCGACCCUGCGGCACGACCGGGCCAUGGCGACGGCGAUGGCGGCAAGGACCUCCAGAACUGGUCCUCGCUAAUCGGCAUCAUCACGGCCAUUGUUGGCAAUAUCCUUAUUGCCCUAGCCCUCAACGUCCAGCGAUACGCCCACAUCAGAUUGCACCGAGAGCGCAUUCGAGUCCGUCGGAGAGCAAAAGAAGCCUUGAAACAUGCGAGCGGAGGCCCCCCUGGCGUCUACGGCACCGUGAACAUCGACGACAGCGACCGCAGCCGCCUCGAUGGACAUCAAGAAAACGGCCACAACGAUGCCUCCGAAUCCGAACCCCUUACGAGAUCCUUCCGCUCCGAGGAGUCCACCGGUUCCGACUACUCCGGCGACGACGAAAAGGCGCCAUCUACAUAUCUCAAGUCGCCCUAUUGGUGGAUGGGCCAAAUUCUGAUUACGUUGGGCGAGCUGGGCAACUUCUUGGCGUACGGCUUCGCGCCCGCUUCCAUCGUGUCGCCCCUGGGAGUCGUUGCGCUGAUUUCCAAUUGCAUAAUCGCCCCGAUACUGUUCAAGGAAAAGUUCAGGCAGCGCGACUUCUGGGGUGUCGUUAUUGCCGUCGCCGGCGUCGUCGUUGUCGUCUUGAGCGCCAAACAAGAAGAGACAAAGCUUGACCCCCACGAUGUUUGGGACGCUAUCACAACGUUGGAGUUCGAGAUCUACCUCGCCGUAACAGUGUCGUUGAUUAUUGUUCUCAUGUGGGCGAGCCCACGGUAUGGCCACCGGACCAUCUUGAUUGACCUUGGUCUGGUCGGGCUCUUCGGCGGCUUCACGGCUCUAUCCACCAAGGGCAUAUCUUCGAUGCUCUCGUCGACCCUUCUUGGGGCUUUCAAGACCCCUGUUACCUAUGCGCUGCUGUUUACUCUCCUGUUCACCGCGGUUAUGCAGGUUCGAUACGUCAACAAGGCUCUACAGAGAUUCAGCUCCACUCAGGUCAUCCCCGUUCAAUUUGUCUUGUUCACUCUUUGCGUCAUUGUUGGCAGCGCAGUCUUGUAUCGAGAUUUCGAGAGGACCUCGGCCGAGCAGGCGGUCAAGUUUGUUGGUGGUUGUUUCUUCACCUUCUCCGGUGUCGUUCUCAUUACUAGUGGGAGGGUCGAGGAAGACAUUGAAGAUGGUAUGUCCGACGUUGAUGGUGUGGAGGAGACUAUCGGUCUCGCCGAGCAAGAUCCCGCACAACCACCCCAGCCGUCAUCAACCUCAAUCCCGUCACCGAAAUCACGACGCUCCUCAAAAACCUCUGUCGGGUUUCCCGCAGGGAAUGGCUCCAAGCCGUUCAGCAUGCAGCAUGAUUCCGGUAUUCCUUCACUCCGUGUCCCGACCGCCGCGUCAGCAGGGAACCUUGUCAAUACAGAGUCCGAGCCCCUCCUCACCAACCCGUGGAGCAAUUCUGCUGAAGAGGUUCUCCCUCCCCCAGGCACACGGACCAUAUCAGAUGAUUCUAUUGCCACUUUCCCAGGUCUUGGGUUUUCUCCUUCAGAGCCAGUUACGCCGAUGACCACUGUUCUCACCAUCCCCGUUAUCGUCUACCGUCAGCGCAGUCGUCAAAGACACUCUGCUUAG